This is a messenger RNA of Caenorhabditis remanei, 225 nucleotides long. RefSeq lists its product as uncharacterized. The coding region runs from base 1 to 225 and encodes 74 amino acids. NCBI's taxonomy places the organism in Eukaryota, Metazoa, Nematoda, Chromadorea, Rhabditida, Rhabditidae. The transcript has a single exon. The record is from RefSeq and is a predicted model, not a curated record.
AUGAUGAAUUGCAGUAUGAGAUGUUCCAUCAGAUGGAACAGCUCCAAAUACAAUUGGAGUACCGUCGGAAAGGACUCCAGAUACGAUGAAAUUGGCGGUAGUGGACAUUUUCAAAGAAAGAGGAACAAGAAGAAAGAUGAAGAGCUUGAAAAAGAGGUGAAGAAAAUCCUGCUGAAGAUGAUGGGCGGCUCCCGAGGAGCUCUAAGGACCUGCGUCUCCGUCUGA